AUGUCACCCCGUAUCGGAGGAGGGGAGUCGGAUUCGGGACCCAUUGCUCCAAGCGGUCGGAGCUUGCGGACUCGGGAGAUUGGUGCUGGACCGUCAGCGAGGGGAUCGUCGUCCCGCAAGCCCAGCCUGACUAAAGGUGCAACAUCUACGGAUCGAACUGGGGCGGGUGGUGACGACGAUGACGGGAGCGAAGAUUCAAGUGAUGACUCAGACGAUUCGAGCGAACACGACGAGCUUGACGAGAACGACAGGCAUCGUGAACUCUCCAGCAGUGUGGCGGUGGAGAAUAUCGCACGGGAAGAUCUUGUCUACCGGCUCGAAGUCAUUCAGCAGCCUCAGCGAGCGCGUGCAUGCGGGUUUGGAGACAAGGAUCGACGACCAUUGUCACCGCCGCCUAUCAUUCAGCUCCGCAUCUUUGACAAGUCUGGGAAUCCGGUCUCUCCCAAUGCCAUCGACUGUCAUCGUCUGAUUCUGAUGGUUGAUCUCUGGAACGGCGAUCAAACACAGCAGCGCAGCAUCGUCAUGCAUCCAGGAGCUCGUCAGGAUCAAUAUGCCCUCUUCACGCACACCUCGUCGCGACAACCGAGCGUCUCGCACGGCUACAGUGAGAAUCAGACGUCCCCCUUCAGCAGGGGCCCCAAUGCGCGAGCUGGCAGCACAGCUUCUCAGCCACCUGCCGCCUGGCAGGGAGGACCGCACGGAGAUUGGAAUGCGUACCCGACGCGCCCCCCGCACUAUGGACACGCUUCUUCAUCUUCCUACCCACCGUUAGCGUACGGUGGACACCCCCCACCGCCCUGGCAGCAAUCGCCUGGACACACGCGCCCCCCGUCUGCGUCACACCCGCCGUACGGCCCCCCGGAGGAAUGGCACGACGCUCGAUCGGCGUCCAUGUCGGCCCCGCCCCCGCCUCCCCCACCAGCUCACCACGAUUCCCGAGGCUGGACGCCGGAAGGUACCCCGAUCCAGACGCCAGGUGAUGUUAACUAUCCCCCAGAACGAGCCGGAUCAGGUUAUCCGGUUGGCUACCCUCCCCCGCCAGGAGCAGAGGGUCCCUGGAGGAAGGACUCUGGCUUUGGCCGCGACGAACGAGCGAUGGUGCCCGGCGCACCUGGAGCGCCUCCGCCCGGUCCCGGCUACGCAGAAUGGGACAGGCACUACGGUGCGCCCGUGCGCCCAUGGGGUGCCUCAGGCGACGACCACUGGUCCCGACAGCACCGCUACUCGCAGUCUGCGCAGGGGCAGUCCACCACUGGCAUGCCCUUUGUCACUUCGCCAACGCCGGCGCCGGCGACAAUGUACCCCGAAGGGUACACGGAGCGCGUGACGAGCUCCACCACGCCGUCAGCGUCGUCGCACUACUCGCGCGUGCUCGUCGGCUCGAUGGGCGCAGUGUGUCAGCGCCUGAAGGAUCUCGACGGCAAUACGGGCUUAUUCUUCUUCGCGCACGACCUUGGUAUCCGCACAGAGGGCACUUUCAGCCUGCGCUUCACCUUGGCCGACCUGACGUCACUCACCGUGCAGUCUGUCGUCAAGGAUCAGAGCGCGCCGAUCCUCGCGCGCGAGUUCUCGAGUUCAUUCACCGUGUACUCGGCCAAACGCUUCCCGGGAGUGCUCCCAACAACGCGCCUGACGCAGUGCUUUGCGGACCAGAGUGUACGCCUCCCGACGCGUCAGAAGCGCACGUCGCCCACAUCGGCGAGCAAGCGCAAAAAGUAG
This is a messenger RNA of Trichosporon asahii var. asahii CBS 2479, 1719 nucleotides long. RefSeq lists its product as uncharacterized. The transcript has 5 exons. Lineage: Eukaryota; Fungi; Basidiomycota; Tremellomycetes; Trichosporonales; Trichosporonaceae. Bases 1 to 1719 code for a protein of 572 amino acids. The record is from RefSeq and is a predicted model, not a curated record.